Molecule: messenger RNA, 516 nt
Organism: Priapulus caudatus
Lineage: Eukaryota; Metazoa; Priapulida; Priapulimorpha; Priapulimorphida; Priapulidae
Product: melatonin receptor type 1B-B-like
Exons: 2
Coding region: 1-516 (171 amino acids)
Biological process (GO): G protein-coupled receptor signaling pathway
Cellular component (GO): membrane
Molecular function (GO): G protein-coupled receptor activity
Source: RefSeq, a predicted model, not a curated record
AUGACUGUGACGGCGACGAUGACGACGGUGAUGACGGACAAUGAGCAUGGAUUUCUCAAGGAGGAGUUGUUGACAGGGUCGAAGAUUCUGUGUACGCUUACAGGCGCCGCGUGCCUGAACGUGUGUAACGCCUCGCUCUUCACACUUAUGGUAAUCAGUGUCAGUCGUAUGUUCGCCAUUUGCUACCUCAACGUCUACGGACGCGUGUUCACGUCGAGCAAAUGCGUCACCAUCGUCGUUGUCACCUGGUUUACCGUCUUCGUCAUGAAUCUGCCGGCGUACUUCUACGACAACGGUUCUGGCUUCUGGUUUGAACCCCGUUCGCAAUCGUGCCUGUGGAAUUGGUACGCGAGCCCGCUACACCGCCACCUGUGGGCAGCGCUCCGCGUAAUGACGCCCGCAACCGUCACAGCCAUCUGCUACCUGAAGAUAUUCAUCCACGUUCACAAGAGUAAGCAGCGGGUAUGUACGUCUGGAGUUGGACUCGUGCUAUUUCUAGCGUCAAUACGACUAUAG